This is a messenger RNA of Effrenium voratum, 585 nucleotides long. Lineage: Eukaryota; Dinophyceae; Suessiales; Symbiodiniaceae. The record is from the annotation of a GenBank genome assembly.
GACCGAUGGCUGGCUGAGGAGUCGCACAAGCAGAACAUGGACAUCCUCAGCAACCUGGAACGCAUGGAGAAGCAGGUGGAGGCGUUGCGGAAGCAGGAGCGCGAGAACUACGCAGAGCUCGCGAAGCUGCAACAUCAAGUUAAAGACCAAGACCAGCGGAACAAGAUGGUCGAGGCUCAGCUGAACGCGGAGCGCUUGAAGAACUCCAACAUGGUGCCACGGGAGGAGCACGAGGCGGCGAAGGAGGAGACGCGGCUGGCAAGGCAGCGCUGCGUCGAACUCGAGGAGAUGUAUGCCACAAAGGAGAAGGAUUACCAGAACAUUGUGGAUGCCUACAAGCAGGUCAGUGGCCACGACACCGGUGUUGAGGUCAGGCCACUGACGCCGCGGCCCAUGUGGACUCACUGCCGAGGCCUUUUGGACCCUGAGGGCCCUCGCUCCAUGCAGCAGAGUGACCUGCUGCAGGAUCUGGUGGUGCGCAUCUCCGCAGCUUCCAGGACCUUGCUGGCGGCCUAUGGGCUGCAGAGCGCGACGCUGAAGUCCUCGCUCUUCGGGAAGUUCGCCAAGCCAAGCCCGCGAAGUUGA